AUGGAUGUCAAGAAUGCAUUUCUCAAUGGUGAUUUCACUAAGGAAGCUUAUAUGCAACCCCCUCUUGGUUCUUCUGUUCCAUCAAACAAGCACGGUACUAUUCUCCUUCUCCUCUAUGUGGAUGAUAUGAUUAUCACUGGAGAUGACACAGUGAGUAUUUCUAGUCUCAAACAGUUUCUCCAUCGCCAGUUGGAGAUGAAAGAUUUGGGUUUAUUUAGCUAUUUCCUUAGCUUGAAAAUUUCUCAAGAUUCCUCUAGUUAUUUUCUUACCCAGGCCAAGUAUACUUUUGAUCUCUUGGCUCGUGUUAGCCUUACCGAUUGCAAGACUGUCACUACUUCAGUUGAUCCUCAGACUUGUCUUACACCUCUUGACGGCCCCCUAUUAACUGAUGCCACUUUAUAUCGUCAGCUAGUUGGUAGUCUUGUCUAUCUUACAGUUACUCGUCCAAAUAUUGCUUAUGUUGUUCACAUUGUCAAUCAAUUUAUGACUGCUCUUCGCUCUCCACACUAUGCUACUCUGGUUCGCAUUUUGCGCUAUCUCAAAGGAACUCUGUUUCAUGGUCUUCACUACUCUCAUCACUCUUCUCUACAGCUGCAUGCCUUUUUUGAUGCUGAUUAG
Camellia sinensis is the source of this 618-nucleotide messenger RNA. The record is from RefSeq and is a predicted model, not a curated record. Lineage: Eukaryota; Viridiplantae; Streptophyta; Magnoliopsida; Ericales; Theaceae.